UUUCAGGUUACUAACUGUUACUAACCGCAAAAUCUCAAAAGAAGAAGAAAAGAUCAUGGAGAAGGAAGGAAAUAAAAAUGAAAACAGCAAGAUGCAGCUUGAAAGAACUAUCGGAUAUUUUGGAGGCGUUAGCUUUAUAGUGGGUACAAUUGUAGGUGCGGGGAUCUUUGUCUCCCCUACUGGAGUGCUGAAAUAUUCUCUGCUCAAUGUUGGUGUUGCACUGAUCAUCUGGACUGUUUCUGGCAUCAUCUCUUUGAUGGGCGCUCUCUGUUAUGCAGAGCUUGGCACGGCGUUACCAUUUUCAGGAGGAGAAUACAGCCAUAUAAAGAGAGCCCUCGGCUCUCCACUGGCUUUCGUCUUUCUGUGGACAUCGAUGUUCAACAAACCAGCCUCAAAUGCCGCCCGAGCCUUGCUCUUUGCUGAAUACGCUACCCAGCCUUUCUAUGGUGUGUGCCCGGCUCCGGAAGUGCUGAAAAAAUGUCUGGCUUUGGCUGUUCUCUGGUUUCUUGGAAUCCUCAAUGGGCGAAGUGUCAAGAUGGCUGCUUGGGUGCAGACUGUUUUUACCAUCCUGAAGAUGAUGGCUCUGUCCGUCAUUGCAAUUGGUGGAAUGGUCCUGUUGAUCAGAGGAAGGAAAGAGAACAUAGCGAGAUUUGAGCAUGCUUUCAGCUCCGAGAUUCCUGAUGCCGCUCAGAUUGCAGAAGCGUUUUUCCAAGGGCUCUACGCCUAUGGCGGCUGGUGGUCUCUCAAUUAUUUGGCAGAGGAGGUCAAAAACCCCAGCAGAAACAUUCCUUGGACUGUGAUGACUGCACUUCCUUUAGUAACAGUGUUUUACUUGCUGGUGAACAUUUCAUACCUGACAGUACUCACACCGAAGGAAGUUGUUUCUUCAGUUGCUGUCGCAGUCACGUGGGCUGACAGAGUGAUCCCUUCAGUUGCUUGGGUAAUUCCUGCAUCUGUGGCUAUUUCAAUAUUUGGGGCCCUUAACAGCAGCAUGUUUACACUUGGACGACUAAGCUAUGCUGGAAGCCAAUCUGGACACUUGCCUGUUAUAAUAUCCAUGCUUAACAUCCAGUACUGCACUCCAGCACCAGCCAUGAUUUUCUCCACCGUGAUUGCAUCCAUUUUUAUAAUCCCAUCCGAUCUAAUUGCUUUGACUAAUUAUUUUGGAUUCUCCAUUUGGCUCAUGGUUGGAUUAACGUGCACGAGCUUGAUUGUCCUCCGGUACCGAGAGCCUAAUCUACACAGGCCUUACAAGGUUUUUUUACCAGUUGCCUUUGGAAUGGUGGCAGUUUCAUUGUUCUUAGUUUUAGCUCCAGUAGUUUGGACUCCAAAGAUGCCGUACAUCUACGCUUCCCUUUUCAUGCUUGGGGGCCUUCUCUUCUAUCUGCCUUUUGUGCAUUUCAAAGUACAUUUUGAGUUUUUUGACAAAAUCACUUGCUAUCUGCAGCUGUUGCUGGAGGUUUCGCCUUCAGAUGAUAAAACUGAGUAAGGGCAAAAGUUUAUACUCUGUGGUACUGACUGGUAAUGAA
Messenger RNA from Elgaria multicarinata webbii, 1529 nucleotides. It is a transcript of the gene SLC7A13, whose product is annotated as solute carrier family 7 member 13. The record is from RefSeq and is a predicted model, not a curated record. The transcript has 4 exons. Bases 56 to 1489 code for a protein of 477 amino acids. Gene Ontology annotation, molecular function: L-amino acid transmembrane transporter activity. Lineage: Eukaryota; Metazoa; Chordata; Lepidosauria; Squamata; Anguidae. Gene Ontology annotation, biological process: amino acid transmembrane transport. Gene Ontology annotation, cellular component: membrane.